GAAUCCAAAAUUCUUAAAGUUUCCUUUCUUAAUCGGAGUAGCUUCCCUGCUGGUUUUGUUUUUGGAACGGCAUCCUCUGCAUAUCAGUACGAAGGUGGGGGUAGAGAUGAUGGUAAAGGACCAAGCAUAUGGGAUACUUUUACCCAAAAACACCCAGAAAAAAUAAAAGAUAGGAGCAAUGGAGAUGUAGCAGUUGACGAAUAUCAUCACCACAAGGAAGAUGUAAGGAUUAUGAAGGAUAUGAAUUUAGAUGCCUACAGAUUUUCAAUCUCUUGGUCAAGAAUACUACCAAAGGGGAAUCUAAGUGGAGGGAUAAACCAAGAAGGGAUCAAGUAUUACAACAAGCUCAUCAACGAAUUAUUGGCUAAUGGGAUGACGCCGUUUGUGACACUUUUUCACUUUGAUCUUCCUCAAGGGUUGGAUGAUGAGUAUGGUGGCUUCUUAAGUCCUCGCAUUGUGAAAGACUACGUGGAUUACGUGGAAGUAUGCUUCAAGGAGUUUGGGGAUAGAGUGAAGCAUUGGAUCACAUUGAAUGAACCAUCGGGUUAUAGUACGGGUGGCUAUGGUGACGGAACUGAGGCUCCCGGCCGCUGCUCUUCUUGGCUAAACCCUAAUUGCUCCGAUGGCGACUCCGGUACCGAGCCCUACUUGGUUUCUCACUAUCAGAUUCUUGCUCAUGCUUCUGCCGUUCGACUCUACAAGACCAAAUAUCAGGAAUCUCAAAAGGGCUUGAUAGGCAUAACAUUGGCGGCCCAUUGGUUCGUACCUUAUUCGCAACAGCAAUCCGACCGACAUGCCACGUCACGAGCCCUUGAUUUUAUGUUAGGAUGGUUUAUGGAGCCGAUAACAAUAGGGAAAUACCCAAAAAACAUGCAAAGUCUGGUGGGAAGAAGAUUGCCAAAGUUCACAAAAGAAGAAAGAAGAAUUGUGAGAGGCUCUUUUGAUUUUGUGGGCAUAAAUUACUACACUUCUUAUUAUGCCUUCCAUGCUCCCAAACCCAACGCCUCUCAACCUAACUACUUCACUGAUUCUCGUGUCAACCAUACUGGUGUGCGCAACGGUAUCCCCAUUGGUCCAAGGGCUGCUUCAGAAUGGUUGUAUGUUUAUCCAAGAGGAAUUAAGAACUUGUUGCUCUACAUCAAGGCUAAGUAUAACAAUCCCUUGAUUUACAUUACUGAAAAUGGUGUGGAUGAGUUAAAUAAUCCAAAACUGCCACUUGAGGAAGCCUUGAUAGAUACUUUCAGAAUUGAUUACCAUUACCGACAUCUUCAUUAUCUUCGAUCUGCAAUCAAGGAUGGCGUCAAUGUAAAGGGAUACUUCGUAUGGUCGUUGUUGGACAAUUUUGAAUGGUCUACUGGCUACACGGUUCGUCUUGGGAUCAACUUUGUUGAUUAUAAGAACCACUUGAAAAGAUACCACAAACUCUCCGCUCUGUGGUUCAAGAAUUUCCUUCAAUAA
Molecule: messenger RNA, 1458 nt
Organism: Neltuma alba
Lineage: Eukaryota; Viridiplantae; Streptophyta; Magnoliopsida; Fabales; Fabaceae
Product: beta-glucosidase 12-like
Exons: 13
Coding region: 232-1458 (408 amino acids)
Biological process (GO): carbohydrate metabolic process
Molecular function (GO): beta-glucosidase activity
Source: RefSeq, a predicted model, not a curated record